AUUUUGUAAGCACUUCAAUUAUAAUAAUUGAUUUAGUGGCAAGGCUACAUUCGUAUAUAGGCCGCAAUAAGGAAAGGCAGUGGUAUGGAACGUGAACUAACUAGCCCUGGAGCAAGCACUACUCUUGUUGGCGCAGAUAGUCGGAGACCUACGUUCGGCCGUGGAUCCCAUCCUUGACAGCCUUGAGGAACUGGAGGAUGAAAGCCUCGACCCUCGCGGCGACGCUCGGCAUUACAUCAUCGGAGACGAACUAUGUGCUCUCUACGAUCAGAUGGAGGCCCGUUGGGAGGAGACAAUUGACCACAUCUGCGAAGACAUGAACUGCAGGUACACCCAGUACGUGGCCGACUGCCGGGAAAGCCUGCAGAAAGCCGACGUGGAUGAAUCCGUGCGCAAACAGUUGCGUCGUGACAUGGCCGAGGCUAGGAGCCUUCUCAUCGCUAUGCUGCGCGACGACUUCCGCAACGCCUGCGAAGCCUUCACGGAUUGGCGCACGUUGUAUCUGCAGCGCGAGCUGCAUCUCUCCUACAUGUCGCUGACCGAAGGCGACCGCUUCUCCUUGCUGGCGUCGGUGUUGCGCUACGAGGUCCUGGAGUGCCUGCCCGACCUCGAGAAGCGCACGGAGGAACGCGCCGCCGAGCUCUGGAAAGCGCUGGUCGAGUACCACUGGCGUGACGUCGACGGCAUCUUCGAUGAGGCCAAAUAGUGGUUCCACCAAUACAACAUGUCUCGCCCCAAUUCGACUUGAUUUUUGGCUUUACGCGUUUAACGCUGAUACAGAGUGUUUAUGUUCAAUGUAUAACACUUUAAUUUUAGAUUAGCUUACUUAUUCCCUUGUGAAUAAUGGAAGCAUGCAACUUAUACUUCGGCGUCUAAAAGUAA
This is a messenger RNA of Rhipicephalus sanguineus (brown dog tick), 882 nucleotides long. RefSeq lists its product as uncharacterized. The record is from RefSeq and is a predicted model, not a curated record. Bases 272 to 706 code for a protein of 144 amino acids. The transcript is spliced from 2 exons. Lineage: Eukaryota; Metazoa; Arthropoda; Arachnida; Ixodida; Ixodidae.